Molecule: messenger RNA, 6372 nt
Organism: Naegleria fowleri
Lineage: Eukaryota; Heterolobosea; Eutetramitea; Acrasida; Naegleriidae
Exons: 1
Coding region: 1-6372 (2123 amino acids)
Source: RefSeq, a predicted model, not a curated record
AUGACACUGCAGAGUGACUGUGUUCAUCGGUGCAUUCAUCAUACGCACAACAAUUAUCCUACAAUCUCUUCUUCUUUCUUCACUUCAUGGUUCAAUCCUCUUCGAAUUUCUCUUCUUCCAACAAGUUGGCAAAAACAUCUUUCAAACACCUCUUCCACUAAUUCUCCUCCUCCUUCAUCUCUUCUUCUUGUAUUAUUAUUAUUGAUACUAAUUCUAGUACUUGGUAGUUCGGUUCAAGGUGCCGAAUCAUCCAUUGUGUUCAUUUCUAGCAAAUCCUCUCAUCCAUUGAACCAUCAUGAUAAAAUCAAUUCACAUUCCCAGAAUCACCAAUCUGACGUUCAUCAUCUUCAUCAACCUUCUUCUUCCUCUUCUCAUGAAGUGACUCACUUCCGUAAAGAAAUUAUUUCACCACCACCACCUUCCUCAAAAAGCAGCAACUCCCUAUUAUCGAAUACAUUUUCGAAUGUUCGAACAACUUCUCAACAACAAGAAAUUCCCAUCUUUUCAAUUCCUUCUUCUCUCACACUCUACUCGAACACACCUUUGCAAAUUCCAAUUCUUCUGACAAGUCCAAUGACCACCAAAACAAAAUUUGAAUAUUCUUGGAAAAUUACAUGUUGUUAUUCGAGAGAACAACAACAACUUGUGUCUGAUCAAGUGAUUGUUUUAAAAAGUGGUACUUCUUCAUUAAUUUCAAUGGGAGAAUAUGAUCAAGAUGUGAUUGGAAAUUUCACACAAUUUUAUCGAAAUUUUGGUGUUUCUUCUUCUUAUUUGAAAAAUUCGAGUAUUGGAUGGCGAGUGGAUUUGGAUAUUACUGGAAGAGGAGAUUUUGAUGUCAUUACUUAUCAAACUUCGAAAACUAUUGAUGUGAAUUUUAAAUUAUUGGGAGCUCAUGCAAGUAUUAAAGGAGAGAAUCAGGAAUUUUCAAUACGAGAGGGAACUACAAAUGUCACCAUUACUCCAAUCAUACAGAACUAUGAUCGAUUAUUUAAGAAAAUUGAUAAGAGUUUGAUGGAAUGUAAAUGGAGUUGUCAAUAUAUGGACACGACCAAAACUGAUUUCAAGAAUUGCUCAAAUUUUGAAUCAUUCAACACAUUUUCCAAUUCUAAUUGUAGACCCAUCAAUUUGGCAGACAAGAUUGAAGGGAAUAUUAUCAAUGUUGAUCAUUUUCUCGUUGGAAUUACCUAUCGAUAUUUGAAUUUGUACUAUAUUGAGUCUGAAAAGUACACAAUUACUCUGAUUCCACUUGCAUUCAAUGACAGCAGUCCUGUAAUACUUAGUUUAGAAAGUAAUAUUGACAUGUUGCAAUAUCAUCCUCCCAACACGGCUGCCUUUCUGUAUCCAGUUUUCACACAAUUGGUUUACAAUACUUCACAAACCAAAACAUUAAUUUUCUAUUGGGAAAACGAACAAACUGGAGACUUUUUUCCGUAUCGAAAUUUAACACUUUCUUCAUUGGAACCCAACACUCUUUACUCGAUGAAAUGCACUGUUUACUAUGUGGGAAAACCUCAACAAAAAAGUUCAAUGAGAUUGACCUUUCGAACAGCAAAUAGUAUUUCAAAACCUACUUUUAAUCUUUUAACUUCUUCAAUCGAAGCUUUCACUACUCGAGUUCAGUGGAGUGGAAAUUUAGGAACCUCGAGUGCCAACGAAAGUCUCUGUUUCACACAAGUGUUUGCUGAGACUUCCACUUAUGGAAAUGUGAGCUUGACCAAUGGUGGAUUUUUGUGUUUGAAUAAUGAUUCAUCGACGACUAUUUUAACAUUGCGGCUCCCAUUAAGAAGAGUUGCAGAUUACGAUACGAUCAAAUUAUAUUUCAUGAUCACCGAUGGAAUUACUCAAGAAUUGUUCACUUUCACUUCAUCAUCAAAGUCUACAGUGAUUACCAAUGUUGUUACAAGUGAUAAGAUGUCUCAAACUUUGUUGAGUGUGUUUAAUAGCCAACAGUCAAGCACUUUUGAAAAUGAAAAACCAUUUCUUCCGUCACAAUUACUCGUUGCAACUUAUAUCAUGAAUGACUUUUACACCUAUUAUGGAAAAGCAAUACUAAUGUCAACGUCUGAUUAUGGAGUGAUGGCUUCCACUUAUUCCACACUUUUGAUGAACAUGAACUCUUAUUGUAACCAAGAUGAUUCUUUUUUUGAGAAUGUGAAAUGUUUAAGAUUUUUAGGAGCCAUGUUAGGAAGCUCUAAACUCACGACUACCUUCUCUACAUACUCUUCGACACAACAAUAUUCAUCAACAAGUAGUUUAAUUUUCAGAGAAAUUCAAAAAUUUCUUUAUAAUCUUUCGUUGCGUUCAGGAACGAUUCUCUCCGAUUAUAUGACAAGUUUAUACAUGAAUCAAGUGGGAGAGAAAUAUACAGGAGAUUUCUUUGAAUAUAUUCCACAAGCGUAUCAAGCAAUUUCUCCAGCUAGAGUAUAUGUCACCUUUUACAACAAUUUGAUUGUGGAAAUGAAUAGUAACACGAUUAGUGACAGCUCAUUCAAGUUAUCUCAGUACAUGAUCAAUAGUUCGGACAAGUUAUCCUCUUUUAGUACUUCCUUUUCAUUCAUGACAAAGGUCAAAUUGGACACAUUUUCGAUUCACACGACAUUUUCCUUGAAAGAUUCCAUUCAAGUUCAGCUUCCAGAAUUGAUGAAUAUUUUACGCGCCUAUUCCAACAGUGAUACUUUUAUUGUUUCUCUUCAAAUCACUCCACCAAACAACGUGACAGAUUCUCCCUGUGAAAAUGUGAAAGUAUCUUCCAAGAAGCUACAAUUUCAAAUCAUGGAUUCACAAACCAAUUCGAAAAUUCCACUCAGUAAUUUAACAAGCCCAAUUUUAUUGAAAUUACCAAUUCUUACAGGAUCUUCAAAUGCCUCCUUAGGAAAUUCAUCCUCCUCCAAAUGUGUCUAUUUCGAUGAAAGUCUUUCCACUUGGUCAACAAAUGGAUGUAAUUUAGUGAACACAACACUCACUGAUUUUUAUUGUGAAUGCAAUCACACCACAUUAUUUUCAACUCUCACAAACUUGUCAGGAAACUCAAAUAUCACAACACCUGAAGUCACAUUUACCUUAAUUCCCUUAAUUGUAAUUUCAUCUGUGACAGGUGGUGUUAUAUUAAUGACACUUGGUGUUGCAACGAUCAUUCAAUGUAUUCUCCAUCUCUAUAGAAACACCAAUUCUUUCGAUUCUGUUGAAUUUUUAUUACCAGGAGAAUUCAAACCACAUUCACAUCCGAGAAAAACAGCUUCUCCAAAACAAGAACAACCACCUGUCAAAACUCGAUAUCGAGAUUUAACAUUUGGAAAAAAGAUUUGGGAAUGUCUUAAAGAAUUUCAUCCCAUGAUUGGACUUGUCUUUCCAAAACGAUAUUUUAAAAGAAUUCACAUCAAAAAAGUGGAUCGUCUCGUCAUUCUCAUGGUUAUUUUCAUGACCAUUAGCACCACCAAUGUGUUGUUACUCUCAACGAAUUACACGACUUCCAAUUGGGCAAUUUCCAUUCCAGCAGCCGUUGCAUUAGGAGCUGCAGAAUUAUUUCAAAUUCCUGUGAUUUUGUGUGUUGCUGUGAAAUCUCUAUUUUGGAAAGUCACAGGAUAUGCCUAUAGUUCUUUAUUAGCAUUUGCAUGUUUAAUACUUUCAAUUUUAGGGAGUGCUGGAGUUUUCACACGUCAAAAAUUGAAUAUGGAUAUUCUAAAUUGGCUUUAUAAUACUUUAAUUGCUCUCGCUUGGGAUUUAAUUGUAUUGAAAUUAACAUUUGCAGCAUGUAUGGCUUUUCUAUUGGAAAUCAAAAUUACAAUUGAAGUGGAAAUUGAGGAAUAUCGAAAGAAAAAGAGGCAACAAACUAUGACAUUAGAUCAACAACCAUCCUCCUCUUCAAACCGUCGUGUCAUGAUCACUGUGGAAAAUAAUGUCAAAAUUCCAAAACUCGCCCUCCAUGUGGGUCAAUUUAAAAAGCCUCCAAUUCCAAAACUCAAUUUUCAUGGAAAAAUUGAAGGUUAUACUUCUCCUAAAGACAACAAUAUUAAUGAACUUUCUUCUCUACAUGCAUCUGAGAGUGAAAGAAGUGAUGAUGAUUUUACUGCUACGACAAACACGAGUGAAAUGCUUUCAGGUCAUUAUUUGAAACAAACUCCAAAAGAGAAUUCAAACAAUCAUGUCAAUAAUCAUGUCAACAAUACUGUCAAUCCAACAGCUACAACAACAACAUUGGUGACCACCAUUUCUGAAAUGGAUCCAUCGAAUAAGAAUGAAACAAAUUCAACACAUGUCUUUUCGAAUAAUUUAACAAACGAAGAGAAGGACAUUGAGAAAAUGAAUGAUUUCGACCAACAAUUAAUUGUUCAUUCUUCACAACAACAAGAAAGUGAUAAAUUGACGACAACAUCAAAAACUGAAGAUUGUAAUACUGAAGAUUUGUCACAACGGCAUUCAAAUGAUGAAAAUGACAACAUUCAAUCAUCCACUCCUCAACAACCUCAAGAAAUCAUUUCUAGCAAUUUUGAUCAAACUCUUGAUGAUGAACAUUCAAAAGACACAACGAAUUGUGACCUUUCCAUCACUAUGGAAAAGAAUGAAAAAGAUGUGAAAAAUCAUGACGAUUCAGAACUCGUGUUGAAUUCUGAUGUGAAAUUGGAUGAAAAGAAAUCUGAACAAUCUUGUCAAGAAGAUCUUUCAGAAAAAACAACAACUCGUUCACAACAUGUUGAUCAGGACACGAUAGUGGAUGCUCCACAUGUUGUGAAAGAAGAAUUGAAUUUAGAAUUGAAUCAUUCUAACACGUUCAUUUCUGAUAAUGAAAUUCAAAAAGUAUUGACAUCCAACACGUUCACUGAAAUUAUUGUCAUUGAUGACCAAGUAUUAACAACAGAAAAGAAAGAUGAUUCUCCACUACUCACCAAUGCAACACAAGAUGUUUCUUUGAUUAUUGAAAAAUUCAUCAAACAACAACAUGAAUUCAACACUCGAGAUUCACAACCUCACGAAUGUUUUAACAUGUCAUUCUUCAUGAAUCAUCUGUAUUCAGAUGUGAAGAUUCAAUUCACAGAAAUGAAACAAGAUUGCAAGUUGAAAUAUGAUUUGACAAAACCAAAUUUAAAUGAAGAAGAAAAGAAACACUUUCCAAAAGAAAAGUGUAAUAAGGACAUUUUGGAGUAUAUUUCUGAAAUAUUGAAUACUGAUGAGACAAAUGACAUGUCGAAUUGUGGUGAUGUUUCUUCGAAUCAAUAUGAUUUAAAUGACAUCUUUUCAGAAAUUCCAUUUGAAAAACUGCAAGGAAAAGCCAUUCAUGAAAUUUUGGUCUUAAUUUCAGAAUACGAAUCAGAAUUAUUGCUUCUCAUGAACAGUGGUGGUGGAAUUUUAUUACCUCCUUCACUUGUCAUUUCCUCUCUAGUCAAGAAUGCAACUAGUCUCAAAAAAGGAAUUACAAAUGUCAAUUCUCCCAUUUCACGUGGUGGUGGUGGUGGUGGCGGUGUGAAUUCUCCAACAUCACCCAUUCGAAGUAAUUCCAUUUCAAAGAAUAUAUUGGCAAGUGCUAGUAGUAGUAGUAGUAGUGGUAAUUUUGGUCUUUUUAGUGCCACUGCUAAAGUCAUUCGUGGAGGUGGAGUUAAUUUAGAUAUUUCCACUUCUUCAUUGGAUCAUCAUGCAAAUACUCCAAAGAAGAAAUUGAAUUUCCCAAAUAAUAACCAAGUGAACAAUAGUAGCAAUCUAAUUUCAACUCGUAGUUCAAAUUCUUUAAAUUCUUUAACUGGAGGUUAUUCGAGAAGUAGAACAUCGAGUUUUUACAAACCUUAUGAAAUUGAGGAUCACAUGAUUCGAGUUCACACUCAAUUUUUCAGUCGAUUCAGGAAAUUUAUUAUGAACCAUCCAUCUGCCAAAUCAUUGUUCUUGAAUCAGAGUACAAGCAACAGCAACAACAGCAGCAGUCAAUCUGAUAUUCUCGAGUCGAAACGAAAAAAGGCACUCAACGAACUGUUAUUGUUACAAACUGUUUAUUUACAUUUCAAAUUGUUGACAGUCACUACAGAAAGGAGAAAAUUAAUGGCCAAACAAAUUAUUGCCAAAUUCGUGAGCGAUGAACAGGGAGAAUAUUAUGUCAAUGUUGGAUUUUACAAACGUGUCUUGUCAUCACUCAUUGCAGAUGAAAAUUUGAAUGCAAAUUGUUUUGAAAGAGCUUGUGAAAUUGUGGAAAUUUCUUUAAAACCAAUCCUUGCUGCCUUCUUGAAUUAUCUGUGUGGUCAUAUGCAAGAAAAAACAAUGAAGGAUCACACACAGGCAACAAGUGAGAUACAAUCACAGAAUAAUACUCCUCAUUCCAAUUUCCAUGGUGAGGAGGACCAAACCAACAAGUUGAAACAAGAUCAACAUCAAGACAUGUGGACGGUGUAA